GAACACACAAGUGCUGAGCGACUGUACGUGUUGUGCUCGCCUGCUGCGGACGCUUGUGUUUGUUUGCUGACUGAAGUGUUGUUCUGUCUGCACCGCGCCAAGGGAAAUCGCCACCUAACAAAGCCCCGACUGUGUGCGGUCCAACAACUGGAAAAAGGAGAGGGAGUCAGAAAGUGUGAAGAGGAACAGUUUGGGGCGCCACUGCAGAACUGCCAAUAUGCAAUGCCAAGAGUUCACGCUCUAACGGAUGCCGCUUACCUGUAGUACAUCUUAAAGCCGGCACAACAGAGGACCGGACUAUCUGAUUGCUGACUUCACAAGCUGCAUGGGGGUUCUUGUGUGUUGUGACUGCUUCUUUUACAGGAAAUCCAAAACGAAGUCCAAUGGAAAGAAAGCACCCGCUGAAGAGAAGAAGCACUACAUGGAACCAGAGUACACAAAAGUGCGGGUCGUGGACUUCAACCUGAAAGAUUUGGUGUCGCUUCCCACCAAAGAGAUCGACCUCAACGAAUGGCUCGCCAGCAACACAACAACCUUCUUCAAUCUCAUUAAUCUGCAGUAUAGCACGGUCUCAGAGUUUUGCACUGGGGACACAUGUCAAGCCAUGACGGCCUGCAACACGAUAUACUACUGGUAUGACGAGCGGGGGAAGAAGACGAAGUGCACAGCGCCUCAGUACGUCGACCUCGUCAUGACCUUUGUGCAGAAAUUAGUGACAGACGAAGAAAUCUUUCCCACAAAAUACGGCAAGGACUUCCCCAAUUCGUUCGAAUCUCUGGUUAAGAAGGUCUGCCGGUAUCUGUUUCACGUCUUGGCUCACAUCUACUGGGUUCACUUUAAAGAGACGGUGGCUCUGGAGCUGCAGGGACACUUGAACACACUGUACACACAUUUCAUCGUCUUUGUCAGAGAGUUCAACCUGGUGGAGCCCAAGGAGACCUGCAUCAUGGACGACCUGUCGGAGGUGCUGUGCGCCCCCCUGCCGCCCCAUUCACACAACCACGUGACCGAGAGAUGAGCCUCAAGCUGGAGGACGGCGAAACCCUCCUCGGACGGGCCCCUCCGUCACCGUUUCUCCUGAGAACUGAUCAAAACAUGGGGCUAAGGGCCGGCGGUCUGCAGUUCUCGUACCAGCACAGAUUGAUGUGAAUGUUUCCUACAGGACGAAAACAAUGUCUGCAUUCUCGUUUAUACUCGAACAAUUGAUAUUUUACUUUGCAUUUUUAUUAUCGUUUUUUGCGCAUGCGGUCUCGGAGGUUUUCUUUUAGGGAAUGGUGCUUCAGCUCGGCUCUCACCAGUGCCUUAGAUUUACAGCUAAGGUAUUGUCUGUUUAUACGCAACAAUGUUUAGAAACGUAUCGUUGACCUCUGGCUCCCCCUUGUGGAGGGAGUGAUGUCACGUACCGACUGAUUGAUUAUGAUCUCUGCAGCCUUAUUUCACAGAGGGCAAAAUCUCUCUUUUUUCAUAUUCUAGCCAUCAUUAUCCGUGUGUUGUGUUUUUAAAUGAUUUCCGAUGUACUUAUUAGCCUUUUACAAUGAUGUAUAAAGGGUUUGAUGGUUUGAAUGAUGCUUUAGAGAAAGUCUGGACUUGCUUUGUAGGUUUCCGACAAGGAUAUUAGCGAUAUCUGCUUGUCUGCACGCUCUGAGAGACGCUGCAGACGCGGACUGAUGAUUGCUGCGCGGCAGUUGACUUGCUGUGUUGCAUUGAUGAGCACAUCCUCCUGCGUCAUGACCUUUAUUUUUGAUUUCACUUUUUUUUUUCUUUUUAAGUUGUCAGAGGUCAUGGAUAUUGUGGCAGCCCACGUGUGUAGAAGAUGCACAUUAAGUCUUUGUUUCACGAGAAAUAGAUUGAAACUAUAUCAAUAUAUAUGUAUAAUUAAAAAAUCACAGUAAUUGCCUUUAGCAAGAGAGCGUCUCUCCUUCUUAUUUUAUUUAUUUUGUACUUUUUAUCUAUUUGCAGAGUUCUUCAUUUCUUGCUUUCUUUUUUAUGAUUUAAUUAUCUAAGUUAAAAGCCACUUAAUAUUUUAAGCUCUGCGAAAUAUAAUCAAAUAAAAACAAGAAAUGGCACCCAACUUCGGUGUGUCGUGUUUAUUUUCUUGCUGUCACAGGGAAAGAUGGUCCUCAAUCAUUGUAUCGACAUCCCUUGAAACUCGUUUGUUCAUUCAGACUUGGAAAUUACGUAGCCUACUUAAAAGUGCAUUCAGUAGUUUAGUGAUCAUUUAAAAUGCAUUGCACAUUAAGAAAUAGGCCUACGUUGUGUUUUGUGGAGAGUCUUUUGAAUGGUGUGGAAGCUUGUUUCAGCUUUAGAAAAAAAUAAAAAAGGAAUU
This is a messenger RNA of Carassius carassius (crucian carp), 2326 nucleotides long. Its product is annotated as MOB kinase activator 2-like. Gene Ontology annotation, molecular function: protein kinase activator activity. NCBI's taxonomy places the organism in Eukaryota, Metazoa, Chordata, Actinopteri, Cypriniformes, Cyprinidae. The transcript is spliced from 5 exons. The record is from RefSeq and is a predicted model, not a curated record. Bases 326 to 1018 code for a protein of 230 amino acids. Gene Ontology annotation, biological process: positive regulation of protein phosphorylation; signal transduction. Gene Ontology annotation, cellular component: nucleus; cytoplasm.